AUGAAUCUAGAUGAGAGUGGCAUAUUGCAAAAAUGUGUCAUUAUAGAAGAUAUUGAGGAAUUGAGGGUGGCGAUUUCGAUUACAAAAGGAAGUGGAUCAAAACUGAAGAAAGGUAGAGCAAAAUGGGGUGUUGAUCACUUAGAAAAAUGGCUAUGUCUUUUGAAUUACAUAGCCUACAAUGGUGAUGAUGAACAUGAGGCUGAAGAUGGUCCUCUCAAUGCUAAUGAUGAAGGUGAAGGUGAUGAAGAUGAUAAAGGUGAUGAAACUGAAGAAGGUCACGAAAUUGAAGAAGUUAAUGAAGGGGCCGAAGUAGAAGCUAAUGAUGUAAAUGCAGAAGAUGACAGUACAAAUAGUGAGUUUGUGGACAAUGACUACAGUUUGGAAGAUGAUGAUUGUCGUGCAGUAGAUGAUACGGUUGUGGAAAAUGUCAUUGGAGAUGCUGAAGGAGAAGACAUUCCCUUGGAUGAUGAGACACAAGACUCAGAUGGCCUGCACAGUGUGGAUGAUUCAAGUUCAGAAUGUGAUGAGAAGAUCAUCUACCUUGAGCUCAAUGAAGAAGCCGACAUGGAUGAUCCAAAGUUUGAAAAUGGAUUAAAGUUAAGAAAUGCAGCACCAUUGAGAAAGGCAGUGUGGUCUCACUCCAUUAAGUAUGGUGCACAUUCUAUUAAGCUAAAAAGGAAUGAGAAAUGGAAGAUUAGUGCAAGGUGUGAGAAAAACUGUCCAUGGAGAUUGUAUGCUUCCAGGAUGUAUAAUGAAGAUUCAAUGCAAGUAAAAACCUAUGUUGGGAAACAUGAUUGUCUGAGGAUUUGGAGGGAAAAUCCUAACUGCAAAGUGGCAUGGCUUGUGAAGAGGUAUGUGGACAAGUUCAGACUCAACCCAAGCAUGCCCAUUACUACAUUUAUGGAGACAGUGAAAGAGGAAAGAAUUGUUGAGAUCCACCUCAAGACAGCCUACAGAGUGAGAGCACAGUGUUUGAAAAUCCUUGAGGGGAGUAAUGUGAAUCAGUACACAAAGUUGUGGGAAUACUGUGAUGAGCUUAGGAGGACAAACUCGGGUAGCACAUUUCAAAUGAAGGUGCUGCCCUAUGAUGAUGCUCAUGUGAUAUUUCAGAAGAUUUAUAUUUGUUUGGGGGCUUGCAAAAAUGGAUUUAAGAAUGGAUGUAGGCCGUUUGUAGGGUUAGAUGGUUGUCACUUGAAGGGAGUGUUCAAGGGCCAGUUACUAUCUGCAGUGGGAAUGGAUGCAAAUAACCAAACUUGGGUUAUUGCAUAUGACAUAGUAGAGCUCGAGGACAAGGACAUUUAG
This is a messenger RNA of Malus domestica (apple), 1302 nucleotides long. RefSeq lists its product as uncharacterized. NCBI's taxonomy places the organism in Eukaryota, Viridiplantae, Streptophyta, Magnoliopsida, Rosales, Rosaceae. The record is from RefSeq and is a predicted model, not a curated record.